AUCAACACAAAGACCAACUGCCGAGACCCUCCCCUGCAUGCUUAUCAGUCAUGUUGACAUUUCUAGUUAUAAUUAGUUAUCAUUAGUCCUGUGAUCUUUGUUUUCAACUACUGUACUAUACAAGUAGGCUACUUGAUCAUGGGAUAUAUGUUUCAAUUAAUUAAUAUAAUUUAUUUCCUUUCAACAUUUUUGAAAUUACAAUAUUCUUUGAAAGUCCAGAAUAGAAUUGACCAAUACGAGUCAUAUUAAGUUCAUAGGAAUCAAUGGUAAUAGACUCACAUAGCGCCACAGUAUGAAAAUGAUUUAUCGUCCGAUAUUCUUAAUGUUUUUCUUCUUCUUCAAAUGUGUUCAUCUAGAGGUGACUUUUAUAGCUGAGAGAUUGCCGAUACAGGGAAAUCGACCAGACCCAGGUUCUCCAUGGCCAAUGCCGAAAUACUGGAACAAAGAUGCAAAAGUUAAAACAUUUAUUCCUGGAAAUAUCAGACUUACACAAAACAGGGAGUGUGACGUCACACAAGAGGCUUUCAACAGAUUUGUUCAUCGUUUACAGAAAGUUGGAGGCCUGGAGUCUAGUACAGAUGACUCAACAUGUUUUGUCCAGACAGAGGUCUCACUUCAAGAACUGAAAGUGGUCAUUAACGAUCAACUUUGCCCAGAAUAUCCUCAGCUUGGUGAUUCUGAAAAAUACGAGUUAAACAUCACAGACACCAUUACAAUUAAAGCGUCACAAGUCUGGGGCGCUGUAUGGGGUCUAGAGACACUGGGACAGUUGACAUACAUGGUGGAUGGGAAGUGGUUUGUGAACCAAACUUUCAUUAGUGACGAGCCAAGGUUCUCACACCGUGGUCUACACUUAGACACAGCCAGACAUUUCUACAGCGUAGACAUCAUCAAGCUGAACUUGGACGUCAUGGCCAUGCAUAAACUGAAUGUUUUUCAUUGGCACAUUGUUGACGCUCAGUCAUUUCCAUACAGCAGUCGACGUUAUCCGGAACUUGCCCAAAAGGGAGCCUAUUCACCUGGUCAUAUCUACAGCCAAUCUGAUGUCCAGGAUAUUAUCAACUUUGCCAGACUUCGUGGGAUUCGAGUUCUGCCAGAGUUUGACACACCUGGACACGCCCAGUCAUGGGGCAAAAGUCACCCAGAGCUUUUGACUACAUGUUAUGAUGGUGACACCCCUGAGAGAUCUGUGUACGGGAAACAUUCUGAGAAGGAAAUAAUGGAUCCGACAAAAAACUCAACCUUUGAUUUUCUACGGAAUUUUUUCGACGAAAUAAAAGAUGUUUUUAAAGAUAAUUUUCUGCACAUGGGAAUGGAUGAAGUGCACUAUAUGUGCUGGGAAUCAAGUCCCAUAAUUCAAGAGUUUUUGAAAGAUCAUGGAAUCCCUGCUGGCCAGUACAGUGGACUUGAGACAUACUACAGCAACAGAUUGUUAGAUAUCAUAAGACCAAUGAACAAACGGGUGGUUAUAUGGGAAGAUCCAGUUAACCAUGGGGCGCAGAUACGCAACGAUACGUUGAUACAAGUUUGGAAGAAGAAAGACUCGCCCCCUGGAACUGAUACUUGGGCAGUUCAUCUUCAGGAUGCCGUAAGAAGAGGUUUCCAGGUUAUCUUCUCCUCUUGCUGGUACUUGAACUACAUCUCUUAUGGUCAAGACUGGAAAGACUAUUACACUUGUGAUCCAUACCACAUCAAUGCCACACAGCAAGAGUUGUCUCAAAUACUUGGAGGGGAGGUUUGUCUCUGGAGUGAGUACAUUGAUGAAACAAACCUACUCUCUCUUGUCUGGCCAAGAGCUUCAUCAGUAGCCGAGAGACUAUGGAGUGUCCAAAGUCUCAAUGAUACAGAUGAUGCUACAUUCAGACUUGACCAGCACAGAUGUAGGAUGCUCAGACACGGUAUUCCUGCCAAACCAAUACUUCCAGGCUACUGCAGAGAUGAUUACAAUACUGACAACACGCUACUGAAGACAUGUAGGACUGCAUCAGUUAGAGCAUCACAAGAAACAUCAACAACUACCAAGAAUCCCAAUAGGGCAUCCCAAGAAACAUCAACAACUACCAAGAAUCCCAAUGCGGGAUCCCAGAUGACAUCCAAAUUGUUUGCUACUAUGAUUGUUUAUUCUGUUUUGAGGUUUCAUUUUAUUUGAAAUGAUGGGCAGUUACUAAGAAUAAUUCGACCUUUUUUGAUAUUUGAAUUGUGUGUUAAUUCCCAGAGUAUAAAGUUUUUUUUCGGUUUA
This is a messenger RNA of Biomphalaria glabrata, 2239 nucleotides long. RefSeq names its product beta-hexosaminidase subunit beta-like. Gene Ontology annotation, molecular function: beta-N-acetylhexosaminidase activity. The transcript is spliced from 13 exons. Bases 293 to 2149 code for a protein of 618 amino acids. Gene Ontology annotation, cellular component: membrane. NCBI's taxonomy places the organism in Eukaryota, Metazoa, Mollusca, Gastropoda, Planorbidae. The record is from RefSeq and is a predicted model, not a curated record. Gene Ontology annotation, biological process: ganglioside catabolic process; carbohydrate metabolic process; glycosaminoglycan metabolic process.